Molecule: messenger RNA, 1269 nt
Organism: Botrytis byssoidea
Lineage: Eukaryota; Fungi; Ascomycota; Leotiomycetes; Helotiales; Sclerotiniaceae
Exons: 2
Coding region: 1-1269 (422 amino acids)
Biological process (GO): L-tyrosine catabolic process
Molecular function (GO): 4-hydroxyphenylpyruvate dioxygenase activity
Source: RefSeq, a predicted model, not a curated record
AUGGCACCUUCCGCCGUCACUCCUCCAAUCCUCACCCCCACCUCCCUCACCUUCCCCACAGCAGCCAACACAAACUCCUCCCUCAGCACCAACACUCCCAAUUUCCACGGCUACGACCACAUUACCUGGUAUGUAGGAAACGCCAAGCAAGCCGCCUCGUAUUACUGCACACGUCUGGGAUUCCAAACCAUCGCCUACAAGGGUCUCGAGACCGGUUCGCGCUAUAUCGCUUCGCACGUCGUUGCGAAUGGCAAGAUUCGUUUCGUCUUGACUUCGCCUGUAAAGGCAUACUCGGCACUCAAAGAUGAUGAACCGAUUACGGAAAAGGAGAGAGAGUUGCUGAGAGGAAUAUAUGAACAUCUCGAGAAGCAUGGGGAUGCAGUUAAGGAUGUGGCUUUUGAAGUGGAUGAUGUAGCGAGUGUUUACUAUAAUGCGGUUGAGCAGGGAGCAGUGGGUGUGCAGAAACCAAUCAAGGCAAAGGAUGAGGAUGGGGAUGUUACAACCGCCAUAAUCCGCACUUACGGCGACACAACCCACACCCUCAUUUCCCGCAACAACUACACGGGGGUCUUCCUCCCAGGCUACCGCGCGAUCCCCGCCUCCAAAAGCGACCCGCUCCACGCAUUCCUCCCCAGCAUCCCGCUCGAAGCCAUCGACCACUGCGUCGGCAACCAAGACUGGGGCGCCAUGCAAUCCGCCUGCGAGUACUACGAAAAAUGUCUCUCCUUCCACCGCUUCUGGUCCGUCGACGACUCGCAGAUCAGCACCGCCCACUCCGCCCUCAACAGCAUCGUCAUGGCCUCCCCCAACAACGUCGUCAAGAUGCCCAUCAACGAGCCCGCCCCCGGUCUGCGCAAGAGCCAGAUCGAGGAGUACGUCGAUUUCUACUCCGGCGCUGGCGUGCAGCAUAUCGCUCUCCGCACCCCCGAUAUCAUCACCGCCGUUUCGAAUCUGCGCGCCCGGGGCGUGGAAUUUAUCACAGUGCCGGAAACAUACUAUGAGACGAUGAGAGAACGUCUCUCGGAUAAAAAUUCGGGGAUCAAGUGGGAAUUGAAGGAAGAUUUUGAGGAGAUUAGAAAAUUGAAUAUAUUGAUUGAUUUUGACGAGGGAGGAUAUUUACUACAGCUUUUCACCAAACCAUUGAUGGAUCGCCCGACGGUCUUUUUGGAAAUCAUUCAGAGAGAGGGAUUCGAUGGGUUUGGAGCGGGAAAUUUCAAGAGCCUCUUUGAGGCGAUUGAGAGAGAGCAGGAGGAGAGAGGAAAUUUGUAG